AUGCAGUGCACUUUCCUUAAGCUCUCUGCUCGUCGCGGCGGUGCCUUUGCCCCUAGCCUUUUCCUCCAUGCCGACUCUCAGCAGGUGCGCGUGUCGGACGCUGUGAAGCGUGUAGAAGCAGAAGAGUUUGCGAAAAACUACCAAAUGAAACCUAUGGCUGAUCACCAACGCUCCUCAUUCGAGUACAAGAGUAGCGCCAAGGGUGCGGAGGUUGGUGCCCGUAACGAGGCGGCGUUUAUGAACUACGAGCCCUUCACUCCGAGGACCCUUUCGGGGCUCUUGGUGACUCCUGGCGAUAUCAAUCUGUUGACCGUCUCACCGUUGUACUGCGCGCUGCUCUGCAUCACUGCCGCUACAUGGGGAGUUUUCUACUGGGAUAUGUAUUGUUGCAAAAACUACGAAACAGUCCUCAUUGCUAGGCCAAAGGCCAUGCAGUAA
Leishmania braziliensis MHOM/BR/75/M2904 is the source of this 438-nucleotide messenger RNA. RefSeq lists its product as hypothetical. The record is from RefSeq and is a predicted model, not a curated record. Lineage: Eukaryota; Euglenozoa; Kinetoplastea; Trypanosomatida; Trypanosomatidae. The transcript has a single exon. The coding region runs from base 1 to 438 and encodes 145 amino acids.